Messenger RNA from Oldenlandia corymbosa var. corymbosa, 3451 nucleotides. The record is from the annotation of a GenBank genome assembly. Lineage: Eukaryota; Viridiplantae; Streptophyta; Magnoliopsida; Gentianales; Rubiaceae.
GUAAUCAUUACGUAAUUACAAAAAUAUCCUCCACGCCAUUUUCGUUUCCUGUAUAUAAAGAAGCUUCCACCUUUGCAGUUCCACCCGCAUUCCAUGUCCAAUCCUUCUCAUUUCUAGAGAGAGAAAAUUCAAUUUUUUUCAUUUCUGUGUGUUUUUUCUGAGUUUUUAGAGAGAGAAACUUUGGGGGUAUAUAAUUUUCUCUUUUCUCUUUAAAAUCGUUGGCGAAGAUGUUGGGAGUGUUUAGCAGUGCAAUAGUGUCGCCGCCGGAUGAGCUGGUGGCCGCCGGAAGCAGGACACCGUCGCCGAAGAUCACGGCGGAUGCUCUGGUGAACCGAUUCUUGCAGAACAAUCCGUCGGCGGUGUCGCUUCAGAUCGGCGAUCAUGCCCAACUAGCUUAUACUCACGCUAACGAGUCUCCUUUACAGCCCAGGUAAAUUUAAAUUAAAAUUAAUCGAUCAUCAAAUUAAUUUUACCCAAUUUAAUUGCUACUACAGUAACUACAAGUUAAAAACAAUUGAGAAGUCUUUUGACGACUAAAGAAUGAUCUGGACCGUUCAUCAAAACGGUGAUGAAUUCUGAUGAUGAAUGAUCAUAUAUGAUCAUGAUGAUCAAGAACUAACCUUGUUACCGUUUGAUCAUUAUUACGCCUAAUGUAUAUGGAUGUGGAUUUUACGGUGGUAAAUCGUUGAUAAUUACGAAGUAAUAAUCCAUUUACAAAACGUAAAAGAUCAUUUUGUAUGUUUUUGAUGGUUUUUAUAUGGGGAUGCGUGUUUUUAAUUGUUUCUCUGAAUUAAUUUAUUCAAUUUGAGAUUUUACCGCCAGCCGGUAAUUAAUAAGUUCUACUACAAAAAAAAAAAAAAAAAAACUGGAAUAGGUUAGAUAAAAGUAAAACUGUUACUUGUAGACUUCUUUUCCGAUUUUUGCCUCCGAAAUGGACUACCGGGUUAAUUUGGACUGUGGAAAAAGGCAUCAUUAUUUCUGCUUUCUCCAAAGGUGAUUCAAUCAGUAGAGAUCACAUAAAUAUGCUUUUUUCCUCUUUUUUUUUUUUUAAAAAAAAAGUGUUAUGAUAAAAGAAAAUGAUUUUUUUAAGGAAUUUUUAAGAUUUUCAUGAAUGAAAUAUUGAUGAUAUUUCUUUUUUUUUUUGUUUUUGUUUUUGGUUUAUAAUAUUGAUGAUAUUUCCCAUAUAAGAAAUGGCCUGCAAAGUGCAAACAAGAGAAUCGUGAUCCAACGGUCCUGUUUAGCUUGCAUGCUUCACACGUAACGCUGACCGCUGAUUCCCCCCAUCAUUCUAUCACCAUCCGUACACGUGUUAAUCAUAUAUAGGAUCCUACGGUACGAAAAAACCCACAAAAACAAUAUCACGGUAAUAUUUAUUGAAAAAAUAACCAUAAAUAAAAUGUGAAAAUUUGUCCUAUACUCGUUUUUACUAUCUUAAGUUGCAUCGUCAACAUUAAUGACGUAAUUAAUUUGACUACAUAAUGGCUUGCACUUGACUGCCACGUUUACCAUUGGUUGACAGCUACAUCUUAUCUUUUAACCAUGUGGGCCCACCCGCCCACUUGGCAACCUCUGGAAUCGGAAUCCCACGUUAGGGGGGAAUCCAGUAUUUUUUUUAUCUCGAACAGUUAAAAAAUUCCCAAACUCCUCUGUUUGGGAGAUAAUGCUUUGGAAAUUAUUUUUUUAAUUUAGUGUUUUAUUUAUUUAUUUAUUUUUGGUUCAUCCCGUUACUACUAAUAAUAAUAAUAAUAAUUCCAGUUUUAUUUUAUAAUCUGGAUUCAGUUUUUUUUUUUUUAUCUAUUUGAAUCAGUUUUUAUGUAGGGGAUCAUUGUUUGAUGUGAUCGAUGGGGUGUGUUGAUAGGGACAUUGAAACCGAUUUACAAAUCGUGUAAUACUCUUUUUCUCCCAAAAUUAUUAUCCAACAUGAAUUUUUAUUUUUAGUUCAAAUUGUACUAAGAAUAAAAAUUCAGAAUGGACAAUACUUUGGGAUCAAGGAGCAUAUUUUUUUUUUUGGGGACGAAAGAAGUACUUCAGUGAAAUUAGGAAAGUGUUGGUAUGAUGAGAAGCAAGAAUUGCUUGUUGAAGUAAUGUGUAACUUUCUUCAAAGUUUGGUGAAGACUAAUGACUUCUAGCUUCCAUUAGCUUAAGCAUAAACAAAAAAAGGGCUCAAUUUCAAUCUAUUGGAGGAGCAAUUUUGUUCACCUAAUUCAAGCCCCUCUUCUAACCUUUAUUUUAGCUACAAUUUCCUCAUUUAGUGAAAGAAAAAGUUGACAUUUUUUUAUUGGUGUAAAUAUUUGCAGAUCAUUUGCGGUGAAGGACGAUAUAUUCUGCUUGUUUGAAGGAGCACUGGACAAUUUAGGGAGUUUGAAGCAACAAUAUGGGCUAUCAAAGUCAGCAAAUGAGGUAGUCUUGAUGAUUGAGGCUUACAAAGCACUUCGUGAUAGGGCACCUUAUCCUCCAAACCAUAUGGUUGGCCAUCUUGAAGGCAAUUUCGCAUUCAUUGUCUUUGACAAAUCUACUUCCACCUUAUUUGUGGCUACUGACCAAUUGGCUAAGGUUCCUCUAUAUUGGGGAAUCACUGCUGAUGGAUGUGUGGCAUUUGCUGAUGAUGCUGACUUGCUUAAGGGUGCUUGUGGCAAAUCUCUUGCAUCUUUCCCACAAGGAUGCUUCUUCUCCACAGCUUAUGGUCAGCUGAGAAGCUACGAGAAUCCUAAGAACAAGAUUACUGCUGUUCCUGCAAGAGAGGAAGAAAUAUGGGGAGCCAAAUUCAUGGUAAUUAAUUUAAUUUACUUUUUUAAAAACUAUGUAUAUGUCAUCAUCAAAAAUCAAAACCCAUAUGGUGGAGGUCUAAAUCAUCCUUGUAAUCAAAACAAAACGAUAAAAUUUCAGUGGGGGAAAAACUUGUUCCUGAUAUAGUGGAAUGCAAAGGUCAAAAGAUGAUUGUUACAUGUGGGGUUUAAUUCAAUUUUAGCCAUGGAAAAUUGCAUUUUCGAUCCAAAAUUUUCCCUAAAUUCGUGUUUGUUGUCGACUUUUCUUUGAUGAUAUUUCUACUCAGGUGGAAGGACCAACAGUUCUUGCAGCCACAAAGUGAAAGAAAGAGGAGAAGGUGGGGAAAAGGACUUCUUCUGGGUUGGAGUUUUGGGAAAAAGGAAAUAAUGAGUAAAUUAUUAGUGGAGUGUGUUUCUUCUUCUUUGCUCUCUUGGUAGCUAAAGCUUAGAUGUUUCUUGAAUGAAAUGAAAAGAGGAUGGAUGUGAUGCCAAAAAAUGUGGUGUUUAAUUAGGGGACUAUUGUUGUUUGUUCCUUGCCUUUCAUUACUCUUUGUAGCCUUGUUUCAUAUUUUGUACAGUUUACUUGUUCUGUCCUGUGAGUAAUAAUAAAAAGCUUGCUUUCUUCUUCUUCUUCUUUUUUUUUUUUUGGUUAAUGAAUGAUGAAACACUACACUAAGUUAUACUCC